GGAAGCAGCCAGAAGCAUCCGGGCGUCCGCCGCACCUGGAUCCCGCGCCGUCUGCGCCUGCCUUUCGGGGAGCCGCGGGCGCUCGGGACUGAAGCCGUCGAGGGGCCACCGCGUGGAAGUCCGUGGCCUCCCCUCCGGCCGGGCUGCGAUGGCGCCUCCUUGGCCGCCAAAUGGGACCUUAUGGGGGGCUCCGGCGGCGUGGGGCGAGGGCAGUAACGGCUCGGGGGCGCCCGGCGGCGGGGCCAGCGCGCAGUGGGCCCUGGGGGCGGCGUUCAGCCUGGCCGUGCUGGCGACGGCGGGGGGCAACCUGCUGGUGAUCGUGGCCAUCGCCAAGACGCCGCGCCUGCAAACCAUGACCAACGUCUUCGUCACGUCGCUGGCUUGCGCCGACCUGGUCAUGGGCUUGUUGGUGGUGCCCCCAGGCGCCGCGCUGGUGAUGAGCGGCCGCUGGCCCUACGGCACCAUCGUGUGCGAGCUGUGGACCUCCCUGGACGUGCUGUGCGUGACGGCCAGCAUCGAGACCUUGUGCGCCAUCGCCGUCGACCGCUACUUGGCCAUCACGGCCCCUCUGCAGUACGAGGCGCUGGUCACCAAGGGACGGGCCCGAAGCGUGGUGUGCCUGGUGUGGGCCAUCUCCGCCUUCAUCUCCUUCCUGCCCAUCAUGAACCACUGGUGGCGGGACGGGGCCGACGAGGAGGCCCUGCGCUGUUACGAGGACCCCAGCUGCUGCGACUUCGUCACCAACAUGCCCUACGCCAUCCUGUCCUCCAUCAUCUCCUUCUACGUGCCCCUGGUGGUCAUGAUCUUCGUCUACGCGCGGGUCUUCGCCGUGGCCACCAGGCAGCUCCGGCUCAUCGAGAAGGACAAGGGCAGGUUCAUCCCGGACUCUGCCAAGGGCUCUCGACGGAGAAGGCCCUCUCGGCUGCUGUUGGCCAUCAAGGAGCACAAAGCCCUCAAGACCCUGGGCAUCAUCAUGGGCAUCUUCACCCUCUGCUGGCUGCCCUUCUUCGUGGCCAACAUCAUCAAGGUCUUUGCCAGGCCUCUCGUCCCGGACCAGCUCUUCCUCUUCUUCAACUGGCUCGGGUACGUCAACUCAGCCUUCAACCCCAUCAUCUACUGCCGCAGCCCCGACUUCAGGGCUGCCUUCAAAAAACUCCUCUGUUGCCUUCACAGCGCAGAUCGACGCCUCCACACUGUCUCCAAGGACCUGCACAGCUGUCCCUGCGCCUUCAGCCCCCGGGUCCUGUUGGAGAAGGAGAGCAAGCCCACGACAGGGGCUGGGGAGGAGGAAGAAGAGGAUGGGGGUUCCAGCAGCAACAGCAGCCGCUCCAGCAGUAGGACUGCAGAAACCAAUCUUUUGUGUAUGCUCAGCAAUGGGCACCACUGCCCACAGCGGCCUCUCGGGGAAGCCCAACUGCAAGGCACCCAGGUCACCUUGUGCUCACAGCUGGAAGAAUUUCCCGUCAAAGAAAUAAGGGAAGGCCAUUGAAUCUGAUGGGAGGAGUGAGCAAAGAUAAGAAUGGCUGCAACAUCCAUCUAAAUCUUAGGAGGCUGCUCUGAAGCCUUCUGAAUACUGACCUCCAAUUUAACAUCAGCGUUAACUAUAUUGAAUCCAGGGAAGAAAUGAUUCCCCUGUUGUAGAGAGGGACUUAAAAGCUGGGAUUGACUGUCCUUUGUCACAAAGUGCUCCAUCUUUAUAGAUGGCACUUCCAAGUUGAAGAAUUUUAAGAAGAUUCUACUUUCCGUCUCACAGUCAUCGGCGUUUAUGUACCAUUUAUGUAAAACCAGCCGAGUGUUAGGCAUUGUAUGGGUUAUAGGCAUCAUUCCGUUCCUUUAACCCUGUUUUUUUUCCUCCUGGGAUCGACUGCCAGUUCUGAAGGGAUGUUGAACUUGCACCUAUGGAAGUAUCUGCCCUUUGUCGGCAUUUCACUGAUAAAACUGUAGAAUGAUCGGACACUUGACAGAAUGGACAUGUACCAUUUUUGAUGCUGACUCAGGUAUUUUGAAACGCACACUCUUUUGUUUGCUUUUGCAUGACAGCCAAAUGAAAACUAACUUCUAAUGGACGAAGGAGGCUGUUCUCAAAUGCUGCUGAACCAAGAUACGCCCUUCAGUGACAAGGUGACUUUUUCACUGUCGUUUCAUUUGGUAGUGUCUGUAAAGGGUCCAGUGAAGCAACGUUCCACGCGGAGCCUUUUUAUCUCUGCAGAACUAUGUUGAGUUCUUUAUUGGAAAGAGUACGCAGCUUGCUGGGGAUAAAGUGCAGACGACUGGGAAAGGCAAUGGCGAUCCACCCAUAGUCUGCUUAGUAAACGCUGUGAUAUAAUGUCACCCCAUGAGUCAGUAAUGACCUGGUGCUUGCACAAGGAAGCAGGAUAAAGUUAGGAUUCUAAUGUAGUCUAACUAUAGGAUGGAUGGAGAUGCAAGAGGCAGGUCCUUCCUUCAUGGUGCCGUGAUGGAGGUGGAGAAGUGCGCAGAAUGUAAAGAUGUCAGCCAGAAGGAAGGAAGAUUCCUUGAGUGGCAGCCUACACAUCAAAGGGAUAUCAUCAGAGCAGCAGAAAGGAAAGAUGCUCAGGAUUAUGAACAGCCAAAAGUCUCUCUAUAGUCUCGCUCUGAAAUCUGAGGCUAAGAGACAAGAGCAAAGUCCUUCACUUCCAACAAUGUGCCCAGAGAGUCUUUCUGUAUUGCAAAUUGAUGCUUUAGCUAUCUAGUCAUCACUGUCAGAAAAAAGGGAAGUGCUGCGCUGUCAUACGUUGGUUCAUCAUAAAGGGGCUGUUGUGUUUCUGCUCUGAAUGGAAUGCAGGCAUGAGGGAAGGGCUAAAAUACCGGGAUAAUUUCUGUACUCCUUUUCUGUUUCAUGCAGGUGCUGUAUCUGUAAAGAAAGUGGUUGCAUGAUCAGAGAGCAGAUUUUUUUGACAAUCAUCGUAUUUGAACUGGGUAUAUUGUGUUUAAUGGGUUAAAUUUAAGCUGAGAUAGCUCUUAUUCCUGAAGGGGAAUUUUUAUUUUGAGUCAGAACUGCUGAAAAGAGGGGUGGUUCACCAAUACUGAACUCAGAACCGUACAACACAAGUUGAGAAGACACAAUAUUUCAUUUAACUAUUCAGUAACUGCCGCUUCUGAAUCUGGCUUUCAGCCAAAGCAUCUUACUAAGAGCUUUGCACAUUAUAAUUGGCUUAUGAUUUACUCUUUUCAAAAGAAAAGCCCUUCUAAUUCCCUGUUCAGCCUGAGGAAUUCUGAGAUAGGGCCUGAUUUUUCUAACUGCAUCUUACUCUUUCUUUUUACGCAGCUGUUUCUGGUAGCGUAACUAUUUCCAGUUUAGAAUCAAGUCCAGUAGCACCUUUGAAACCAACAAGAUUUUGGGGGAGUGUCAAAGUUUCCAUCAGCAGAUACCUGUGUGCUUCCACCGUCCAUUCUCCUGAUUGGCUGGUUCACUGCUGAGUGGUGAUUGGUUGGUAAGAGACUCCUGGAGGCAGAGUGUGGCUUUGAUUGUCAUGGGGCAAAAUGUCACCAGAUGCUAGUUUUCGUGUAACUAUGUUUCCAUGGUUGGGAAACUGCACCUCUUAGAUUUCUGUCAUGCAAUUGCUGAAGCUAGAAAAAGAAAACAAUAUUGCAGCCCUGUCCUCAAAGAGGUUUUGUACUACAAGUCUUCUUGGGGACUGGAUCACUUGCUCUUGAUACCACAACUUCCCAGGUCUAGGGAUAAUCAGUGCUGUGUUUGCGUGACUUCAAGAGGGAGGGGGAGAUACACCACAAAUCCACUCACCCAGGCCUCUUCAACAAGAAGGCCAUAUUGAGUUGAUCUCUUUGCCAAUCGGAUUUCCUCUUGAUCAGUAGUGUGGUUGAAUGCAGAGGAGGACAGAGGUGCUGUACUUCUAAACCGUCAUGUAGAUAGGAUGUCUUGACAUGUGCAACUUGUCAUGCUGGCAAGUGAAAGACUGCGUGUUCUGCAAAAUUCACUCCUCUGCAACCUGCUUGCAACCUGGCCUCCUUGGUAACUGGUCAUCUUGUCCCGUGGAUUACUAUAGAAAAACAAAGCUAAGGGGUAUCCUUUGUAACUUGAAUAUUCAAAUUUGAUCUUUCGAGAUACUGAAUCCCUUGGCUUUCAGCUCUGGGACAGGUAGAAACUUUUCCGUGUAAUCCCUAAAACAGUUACUGAGAGAAGAGUAAUUGCAGGAAUUAUCUACCUCAGAAGCCAUGCUUUUGGCACUCAGCCAAGGCAGAGCUUAACUUUCAAUUUUCCUUACCCUUUCAGUUUUCAUAUUUCAUUUAAGGGAACAUUUCAUCAAGAUGUAGGAAUAUCCUUUGGUGAACCUGGACGGCUUUCCUUCUCACAGCCAACUAGCCAGUGAACAUUUAUAUCCAGAUCACCAAAAGCUUCAUCCUUAGAGACUCAGACAAAGCGAAGUUUUUGUCUAGUGACUCUAGCCAGUUGUCAACCUGACAAGGAAGCUGUCUCUCAGCUUUGCUGAAAUGAAUGGAAGAAUGAGUGGGAUGUGGUGCUGUUUAUUCAGAAUUAAUUCUUCUAUGUUCAAUGGGCCUUACUCCUAGGUGAGUCAGUGUGCCUUGGACUGCACCUUAAGGGAUCACCAUAACCCUGGUGUUUUGCAGCAAUGAUUCAGCAGAUCAAGCCAGCAAUUAACACACCUCAAGCAGGUAUAACAUACAACACUUAGUUCAGGCCGUCAAGUCCUGUAAAUGUCACAUUGUAUUUAAUUAAGCUCUUGAAUCUGACUCCUCUCCAGUUACACAAUGCCUGAGACUGUUGCAGCCUGGUAUCUGCAAGGUAACUGAAGAGAAGAAUGCUUUUUGAGCAUGUGCAGAGAAUCCUUUCUCCCUUUACAGCAAGUCACCACGCUUCUAAGCACAUAAGGUGGGGAGAUCCUGUCUAGGUAAAUAAAGGGAAAGCAUCUCUCUUUAAAUGGUCUGAGGCAUGAAGGGAUUUGAUUCCCGUUCCAUUUGUUCCCCGGCCCAGCCUUUUCCGGUGCUUGUGUGAGUCUUUUGCAUGUGCCGCAGCAAGCAGGGAAAUAAAUUAAACACAGGCAGGGGAGCUAGUGCAGAAUAUUUAAAGGGACUGCUCCAGGUUGUGAUCUGACAAACCUGAGCCUGGGAACUUUCCUUGCUGCAGAUGGGAAAAUUGGCUCCAGCAGUUGGGUAUUUUGUCAUCGCAGCCUUGGCUAAAGUCCGUCAUCAGCUUCUCACAUUUGAGUGCCUGUAUCUUUUCUAAUUGUGCAAAAUGCUGGAAUUUGUCCUGUUUUUUCUUUGAUGUGUUUUGCCAGCAUGGUGCAUGGGUUAAGAGUGGUGCACUCUAACCUGGAGAACCAGGUUUGUUUCCCCACUUCUACACAUGGAGCCUGCUGGGUGACCCUGGGCCAGUCAGCUCCACUUACCGUACCUCACAGUUUGUCUGUUGUGAGAAGGGAAGGCAAUUGAAAGUUGCUUUGAGACUCCUUACAGUUGUGAAAAGCAGAAUAUAAAUCCAACCUCCUCCUCCUCUACCACCUUCUUCCCUGCAAUGCAGGGGCCCAUCAGGUUGCAUCUACCAACAUUGAAUGAUUUGUCUGGCAUCAGCUACACAUUGGCAAAGCACCCAAAUGGCUGUUCUUAGGACUUCAUCAGUGACUGUUAGGGUUGCCAAGAGGCCCAGGGGAAAAUGUCUUUCCCUUUAUUAGAGGCUGACUGGGUAGAAAAGGGCAGCUGAAGCGUUUCAUGGCACAUACAUUACAUCACCUGGAAAAUAGCAGCCAAUUAAGCCUCUGUUAAAAGGACAGGACAUUUUAUCCCCAGGUCUGUUGGCAGCCAUAGUGACUGAACCAAUACAAGCUAGAACCUUUCAUCUACAUUCCUGAUGGAAUCAAAUGAGGGAGAAUGCAGAACUGUGAUUGCACCAGUACCCCGAGAAGCCAUCAUGGGUCUCUCUCUCUCUCUCUCUCUCUCUCUGAAUGUUAUUGGAGGAGGAGGAGGAAGAAGAACAGUUUGGAUUUA
Sphaerodactylus townsendi is the source of this 5982-nucleotide messenger RNA. RefSeq names its product adrenoceptor beta 3 (gene ADRB3). The transcript is spliced from 3 exons. Gene Ontology annotation, biological process: norepinephrine-epinephrine-mediated vasodilation involved in regulation of systemic arterial blood pressure; adenylate cyclase-activating adrenergic receptor signaling pathway. Gene Ontology annotation, molecular function: epinephrine binding; norepinephrine binding; beta3-adrenergic receptor activity. NCBI's taxonomy places the organism in Eukaryota, Metazoa, Chordata, Lepidosauria, Squamata, Sphaerodactylidae. The record is from RefSeq and is a predicted model, not a curated record. The coding region runs from base 149 to 1489 and encodes 446 amino acids. Gene Ontology annotation, cellular component: membrane.